AUGUUCAGCGGCAGUGAGAGUACGACCGAAUCUAGUGUUGGCGCUAGAAAACGCAGAAAUUGGUCGUCAGCUGCCUCUAGCACUCACUCAAGCAUAUGGCCGAGAAGCACGAGCAGUUUAUUUGAAUCGCCGGAAACUGGACCAGGUACAAGGCAAAGAGCUCGAGAUGACAGAAAACGAGACAAUGCGACAUGGGUACCUUCUAUGCAGAAUAAUACGUUUGCAUACGACACAGAUGUAGAGAGUUACAUGCCUGGAGAUGGUUUAAAAUACUUGAGUGAAAUAAGUGAUGUCGAGUCUUCAGAAAUCGAGAUGCCACGUGAUCAGCAGAGACCAUCGAUUCCUUCAUUCAGGAACCCCAAUCACAACAAGCUCAAAAAUCCCCCAAAAGAGAAAAACAUGGCGGAAUUCGGAUGGGGACACUUGCAUGAAGUAGAGGAUCCUUUCUGGGAAGGUAUUCGUCGACAGAACAAACGGGAGCGUGAAUUCAGAAUACAACGAUCACCCUUGUCUGCGCAAGAGCCCCCAAGACUUCUCAAAAUUCGCGGCAUUGACAAUUCUUUUACCUCACAUAUUUAA
Molecule: messenger RNA, 579 nt
Organism: Oikopleura dioica
Lineage: Eukaryota; Metazoa; Chordata; Appendicularia; Copelata; Oikopleuridae
Source: the annotation of a GenBank genome assembly